This is a messenger RNA of Electrophorus electricus (electric eel), 4693 nucleotides long. It is a transcript of the gene abhd8a, whose product is annotated as abhydrolase domain containing 8a. Gene Ontology annotation, biological process: phosphatidic acid biosynthetic process; lipid homeostasis. Lineage: Eukaryota; Metazoa; Chordata; Actinopteri; Gymnotiformes; Gymnotidae. The record is from RefSeq and is a predicted model, not a curated record. Gene Ontology annotation, cellular component: mitochondrion. Gene Ontology annotation, molecular function: carboxylic ester hydrolase activity; lysophosphatidic acid acyltransferase activity.
GGCGCAGACUCACUUGGUGCUCUCGCACGACCUUAGCAACAGGACUGGGGGGGUCGUAUUGGGUACCUCCUACCGAUGCAAUUCGUCUCAUUACGCGUCAGUCAAGCGAGGAAAAAAAAGAAAAACGACAGAAAGGUUCCCUCCGGCUGCGGAAAACAAGGGCAUUGGCUUGGCGCUUAUCCGCCUGUGUGCACUGCAAAGCGGGGAUGCUGACGAGAGACUCACCACGGGCGCUCUGUGGAUGCCAGAGGACCAACGAUAGCAUCCAUCUUCGGUUUCGUUUGAUUAGUUGAAUCCGGAAUCCUGCGCAGAAACUAUGCCAGUCGUUCCUCUUCUGUUUCUCAUAUUCCGGUUAAAUUACAAUAUCCGGUGGUACGCAACGAAUUAGAAAGAUUGUUUUUUAAAAAAAAAAACCCAAUUGAAUGCCACUGCAUCUCUGCAGAUCAAGAAGACCCCAGGGACCCCCCACUCUAAGCCACAGCAUCCCAGGCAAGCAGACGUCAUGUUGACCAGCAUCACUGAGGGCCUCCUGUGCUGUCUGACAGGUAAGAGCAGUAGUGCAGUCCUGCCUGUGGAUUCGUCGGACUCCCGUCCUGCUGACGGCUUUGAGUUCGUGGAGGUGAAACCGGGACGGGUGCUACGUGUGCGCCACAUCCUGCCCGAGCGUCCCGCCGCGUCCGAGCGUCCCGCAGAGCUGGGCGCCAGCGUCCACUGCAAGCGCAAGAUCACAGUGUACCGCAAUGGGCAGCUGGUGAUUGAGAACCUGGGUGAUGUCCUGCACUCGGAGAUCCUGCAGUGUCCCGAUGGCGACGUGGAGCCGUGCAGCACCGUGGAGGUGGAGCUGGCCGAUUACUCCACCGCCCCGUCCUCCCCCGACCCCAAGCCCGUGCCUCCACACCCGUCCGCCGCGGACCAGCAGAGGCCCGCGCCCCCGCCCAGACGCCGCAGGCGGAAACCCAAGCGCACGGUGCUCAUCGACUCUGAACGGCGCAUCAGCAGCUGUAAGGGUAUGCACCCCGACGUGGCCCUCUUCUUUAUCCACGGCGUGGGCGGCUCGCUGGAUAUAUGGGGUCGCCAGCUGGACUUCUUCUCCAGGCUGGGGUAUGAGGUCAUUGCCCCCGAUCUAGCAGGCCACGGGGCCAGCACGGCGCCCCACAUAGCCGCUGCGUACACCUUCUACGCUCUGGCCGAGGACCUGCGGGCCAUAUUCAAGAGAUAUGCUCGCAAGCGCAACAUUCUGAUUGGCCACUCGUAUGGGGUGUCCUUCUGCACGUUCCUGGCCCACGAGUACCCCGAGCAGGUGCACAAGGUGGUGAUGAUCAACGGCGGAGGUCCCACGGCGCUGGAGCCCAGCCUGUGCUCUGUCUUCCAGCUGCCCUCGUGCGUGCUGCACUGUCUGGGCCCCUGUCUCGCCUGGAGCUUCCUCAAGGCCGGCUUUGCCAGACAGGGCGCUAAGGAGAAGCAGCUGCUGAAGGAGGGCAACGCCUUCAACGUGUCGCCGUUUGUCCUCCGUGCCAUGAUGAGCGGCCAGUACUGGCCCGAGGGCGACGAGGUGUACCACGCUGAGCUCACCGCACCCAUCCUGCUGGUGCACGGCCUCCACGACAAGUUUGUGCCAAUGGACGAAGACCAGCGCAUGGCCGAGAUUCUCCUUUUUGCCUUCCUGAAGGUAAUUGAAGAGGGCAGUCACAUGGUCAUGAUGGAAUGCCCUGAAACGGUGAACACACUCCUGCACGAGUUCUUCCUCUGGGAACCAGACAUCUCCGGCACGGUCUCCAAGGCGACCGUCGAUCGGCCCGCCGUGACUACGGAGGGCACAGCUGAAGAAGCCGUUGGGACAGCCAAAGCCAGCAAAUCCCUGAACAAAUAAGCAAGGAGGAUGGACAUUUCUGUUGGGUAAAUCACUCGGAAGGCUGUUGACAGGCAGGCUGUGUGAGACGGAGCGGUCGUCCUGACUGAGAGCUGGAGUUUGGAGGUGUCACAUGUGCUGCACCAAGUCAGCCAGAAAGGUCCUGAAGGCGAGAACCUGUCCAGACUGGCCAGAGGUUUAAAUAAAGGAAAGGAACGCUUAAACCCGAUUUCAGACCAGAAAUGACGGUUUAUUCCAUCCCUGUGGCAUAUCUCUCUGUUACCUUCAGACAAUUAUCUUUCCUUAUUGUGGUGUGUAAACAAAAAGACCAGAGGUGUCCGUCAGCGGACGAAACCGUGACUGGUUUGAGGUCCAGGCCGACCUGGGCCGGACUGCGGGGGAGGCUGUUCCCCGUGCUCGACGGCGUGCUUGUGAGUGUGAGGUUUGUUCUGCUGUGAUGCAAACACACGUUGGUGUGGGUAGAGGCAGGUGCAAGCCACAGCUAGUGUGUCGUCUACUUAUACAGGCCUUUGUUGAACGCUGUUAUCUGUUCAGAACUAACUAUUCCUAUUAAUCAUGCUGAAGGGGGGAAAAAAAAAAAAAAUCCAGUGAUACUGUCUUCCCAUGUAACACGCCCGCAGAGCCAGUAGGGACUCCGAAAGGAAAAAGAGCACUUCCAGCAAACAUAUUCAUUUUAAAUGAAUAACCAUCCUCCUCGAAUACCCGAGGCUUAAGAAUACGACGUUUGAUAUAAGAAUGUCAGGAUAAAUAUAUAACAAUAGAUAUAUACUACAACAACAUAUAUUUUUCAUUGAAUAAAUCUUAUGUUUUCUUUAAACAGAAGCUAUGUGACUGUGUGUGAAACGAGCAGUAUAUUUCGUGCCACUGGACGCGCUCUCCCGUCGCCUAGCAACCAGGAAUUAGGAGACAGGGGCAGGCGCUCUGCUGAGGGGAGGAAGAGGGGAGGAAGAGGGGAGGUUAAGAUACUGUUGCUACGGUGACGCUGAUACGGCUUUGGUGCUGACAUAAAACAGGAAAUAAGCUAGCACUGUACCGGACUGUUACGCAUAACCCGCAGAUAUCAGUAUACUCACAAAUGUCUUCUGAAAUGGGAAUAUUGUUUAAAGGCAUAUUGUAAACAGCAUCCCCGACAGCAAACGCCUAACAUCCAUUACGACAGUCAGACGCGACGCUCCGUCUGCAUAAUUACGCCUCGCUGCGGUGCGUGGCUUCGGGAAAGCAAUACGGAAACCGCGCGGCUGACAGAGGGCACCGAGCAAGCCUCCUCCGAGGCGCGGGUUGCCGUGACGACGCCGCGGAAGGGUAUAAUGUGCGCGCGGCAGGAAAGACCGGAGGCCCGGCGUUAACGGCUCUUUUCCGGAGGAGCGCGGGCGCGCCGCACGCGCGUCCGUCUCACGCAGCCGCGGCACUGCAGUGCAGCGCGAGAGAGCGCCGCAUUAGUCGGCCCGGGCUGAUCCGCAGGAACGCCUUCGCCCGCUCUGGACAGGAUUACCUGCGGUGUAGAGUUAAGAAGGCUGGAGUUACUGAAGGAAGCGGCGCCCGGCUGCUUUUGGCAUGGCACACUGUCUCGCAGAAGCUGCGGUAGAUAUGAACAUGCAGUGUCAGUGUUUACGUAAAGCUGUUACAUAUUUACCUCGGUGGAUUGUGUUCCGUGUGUCAGCAUUUUUCCCAGUAAGCUUCAAGCACUGUAAACAGCUGUCGUAUCGGUCAGAACUGAGCAUGAAAUAAUUCUUAUAAAGUGCUUUUUUUUUUUUUUUUUUUUUCAUCCAAAUCGUACAUUUGGAGGAGGAGAGCAGAUGAAUCCAUCAUUUCUAAUAACAUGGUCCAUAACAGCGUAUUUGUCUAUUGCACAGAGACAUGGCUUCUGUGAGGCUUUCUCAUGUCUCUCUCUUGGCCCAGUGCUGUGGAGAUACUUUCCAAAUCACAUCCAAGCGUGGCCCGUCUGACCUUACAACUGUCCAGGCUGGCCCUCGCUCUCUACGAGAGACCGCCACAGCCAUCGGGCUGCGUUAAGGAGCCGUUUUCACGCGCUCACAUUAGCAGCAACUUCAGAACCAACCAAAAAUGCAAUUUUAAACGCAACCCUACUUUCUGCUACGCUCUCAACCAUUACAUUUUAUAAACACCUCCAAACAUUAGAAUGAUAGUUCCUCUCUUACACAGAUUAUUUAUUAGGUGCCAUCCUGCAAAAAGAAAGACGUUAUUCACACAAUAAUGCUCUGAAGACUGAGGAUUGAUUCUGUUUAGGUGCUUCUGUGCAAAUAAGGCAUGUGCGAAUAGGACUUCCUAAAAGCGGGAACUAAUAGCAAUGCCAUUAACACUACUGACUGAUACCCACUGCCAAUAUAAAUAUGCACCUUUCCAAUUCACCAUUGUCGCGACAAUGAAAUGACAAGGAGUCCCAAGUUUAGUGUUUAAGUGUAACUGUGAGCCUUUGGAUAAAGCGAAAAUACCACUGACACAUAUAAAGGCCUUCUUUACUAAACUAAGGAGAAAAAGCUGUUAUCCACUUCACUGAGCUACAGUGGGAGAAGCAGGAUUGGAUGUGGCAGUAUUUAAUCAUAGAAGAGAACGGUUGUUUAUAUAAUGGACGAGAAGGCCUGAGAUUUGAAAGGACUAUGACCUGUAAAGAGGGUGCUAAACGGAUCUGAGGUGGUUCUUCUUUCUUAAAGGUGACGUAAACGUUAACUGGCAGGGAGAAGGAACGGAGUUUGGGACUGAACCCCAAAACGACUCUCCUUAGCCUUGGGACAUGUACACAGCGUCGGUGUUUCGGUGUACUACCUUUUGUGGUUCAAUCUACCCCAGAAUCUAUGUUGCAUA